UCAACCCAAUUACAAAUAAAAUAUAUAAUUAAAAGUAAGCUUAAAUACACACUUAAUGGGACCUGUGCCAUUCACAUUACACUACUCUCUCUUCUUCUUCUUCUUCUUCGCCGGCGUGAUCCCCUCCGUCCGCUCGGAGAUCAAGACCACCCGCAUCGCCGCCGACGCGCGCCCGCUCAUCCUCUUCGAGCAGUUCGGCUUCGACCGCGGCGGCUGCGCCCUCGUCUCAAUCAGCGGCGUCUCGUGGCGGCCCCCGCCGCAGCUGCAGCUCGCCGACGUCGACCCCAUGUCGAUGGGAUUCUUCCUCGUCCCCGACUCCCUCCUCCCCUUCCUCUCCAACGAGUCCGAACACAGCAGCGACGGCGCUCACGGCCGCCGCUUCUGCCCUCUCGCCAGCCGGUUCGUUGUCCCCGUCCUCCUCCUCCAGGAUCUUGAGCUCAAUUCGAGCUGCAGCAGGGCGGUUGAGAUUGCCCACCCCGACGAGUACAGCCUCCUCUUCGGCAGUUGUCAGCCCGGCGUUGAGGUCACGAUGGACGUCCGCACGGAGAUGUACAACGUGGGGCCCAGCGGCGGCGAGAAAGACUACCUCCCCGCGGGGAAGACGCGGCUCCCGAAGCUGUACUCGGCCUUCUCCGUGGUGUACUUUGCGUUCUUCGUUGCGUGGGCGGCCGUGUGCGCGAGGCAGCGGGCGGCGGUGGAGAAGAUACAUCUGGUGAUGGCGGCGCUGCUGCUGUUCAAGGCGCUGAAGAUGGCGUGCGCGGCGGAGGACACGUGGUACGUGCGGCGGACAGGGACGCCGCACGGCUGGGACGUCGCGUUCUACGUCUUCGGGUUCUUCAAGGGGGUGCUCCUCUUCACCGUCAUCGUCCUCAUCGGCACCGGCUGGUCCUUCAUCAAACCCUACCUCCAGGAGCGAGAAAAGAACGUGCUGAUGAUCGUGAUCCCGAUGCAAGUGAUCGAGAACAUCGCGUCGGCGGUGAUCGGCGAGACCGGCCCGGCGGAGAGGGACUGGCUGGCCUGGAACCAGAUCUUCCUGCUCGUCGACAUCGUCUGCUGCGCGGCCGUCUUCUUCCCCAUCAUCUGGUCCAUCCGGAACCUCCGGGAGGCCUCCAAGACCGACGGCAAGGCCGCGCGCAACCUCGAGAAGCUCACCCUCUUCAAGCAGUUCUACGUCGUCGUCGUCGGGUAUCUCUACUUCACGAGAAUUGUGGCUGCAGCCCUGAGUGCAGUGCUUAGCUACAGAUUCCAAUGGGUGGUGGCGGCGGCGGUCGAGGGCGUGAGCCUCGCCUUCUACGUGUUUACAUUUUACAAUUUUCAGCCGGUGGAGAAGAACCCUUACCUCUACAUCGGCGACGAGGAGGAGGCGGCGGCGGCGGGGAUGCUGGAAAUGGAAGAAAGAUUUGAACUCUGAGUUUCUUUAUUUAUUUUUUUUU
Ananas comosus (pineapple) is the source of this 1433-nucleotide messenger RNA. Its product is annotated as protein GPR108-like. The record is from RefSeq and is a predicted model, not a curated record. The transcript is spliced from 4 exons. Gene Ontology annotation, biological process: transport. Gene Ontology annotation, cellular component: Golgi apparatus; membrane. Bases 56 to 1411 code for a protein of 451 amino acids. Lineage: Eukaryota; Viridiplantae; Streptophyta; Magnoliopsida; Poales; Bromeliaceae.